Lentinula edodes (shiitake mushroom) is the source of this 693-nucleotide messenger RNA. Its product is annotated as RNA polymerase Rpb4-domain-containing protein. Bases 1 to 693 code for a protein of 230 amino acids. NCBI's taxonomy places the organism in Eukaryota, Fungi, Basidiomycota, Agaricomycetes, Agaricales, Omphalotaceae. Gene Ontology annotation, molecular function: nucleotide binding. Gene Ontology annotation, cellular component: RNA polymerase III complex. The record is from RefSeq and is a predicted model, not a curated record. Gene Ontology annotation, biological process: transcription initiation at RNA polymerase III promoter. The transcript is spliced from 5 exons.
AUGACGAGUCGGCCUUCGUUAUUUUUCUUCCACAUCGCACGCCCAGCUCUUAGUCCCUCCCCCUCUUUGAUGGAGGUUAUCAAUGCUCGAUCCGCCCUCCUCUCUAAUUUUGAAGUCCUCGAGCUUCUAAGAGACCUCGAGAACGAACAUUUAGCGCGUACAAAGACCGCAAUCCGUAUCAAAAAGGAAGAAGAGGCUUCUGGUAUAUCCAGUGUAGAAAAGCAUCCCGCGACAAUAGAGAUCACUGAGAAUGUACGGACGGUACAGGUCGAAGCGAUCCAAUAUCUAGCUGCUGAAUAUCAGCAGACCUCUUCACAAACUUCCACAGGGAUAACACAGCUAGUGAAAGAUCUCUCAAGCUAUGACCUGACCAAAGCUGAAAAACUACAAAUCGUAAACCUCGCUCCUACGCAGCCGGUAGAGCUCUAUGUUAUCGUAGAGGAAUUGGAAGACCGAUUAGGUGACGCUAUGGAGUCAGUCCUCUCAGCAGUGUCUGCAUCUCUGUCUGCGGCGUCUUCGCAGCCAGUUAACACGUCUUCCCCACUACGCUUGACCUCAGAUACUAUGGCAGACUUGAGUCUCCAGUAUCCCUCCGAAGACUUUGACGAUGGAGCCGUAGUCGAUGACAUGAUAUUUGACGACGAAGGUCAAGGCGUCGGCAUCGAAGGAGACUUGGACAAGGAAGAAGAUUAG